AUGCAGCUUGGCACUACAGCAAACAAGCCCUCGGAACAAGCUGAGGCUUCAUUCCAAAAUAUGAACAACAUCAGAAAUCAGUUACAAUUUAUGCCGGUAACAUUAUUUAACAAUGGCAUCAAACUAGAUUGCUACGCCAUACUCGACAACUGCAGCAGCUGCUCAUAUAUCCUUAGCAAAACAGCUGAAACACUUCAGUGCAAACCAAGCCAACAACUACAGCUUAGCGUACGAGGUGCUUUCAGUAAGGACAAAGUGUCUUCCUCGCUGGUCCGGCUUAGUAUUGGACCACAUAACGCUACAAAGCCUACUUUCACCCUAAAAUCAGUCUAUUACGUUGGAGCUCUGAGUUUUGACGCCAUCGAUGUAAACAACCUUAACAAAACGUGCUCACUCUACAAUCAACUUCUACAUGUCAACUUUCCUGAACUAGGUGACAACACAGUUCAAAUUUUGCUUGGCGUAGAUGCUUUCUGGAAAAUUGCGGAGCGCGAUAUCAGGAAAGGUCCUACAGGCACCCCCUACGCUGUAAAAAACCUACUAGGUUGGACGUUCACUGGCCCACUCAACAAGAAAUCUAGUAGUUCCGGAUCAAAUUCACACUCAACUAACUUCAUUGACUUAAAUGAUCAAGAAGACGCUAAUCUCACUAAAUUAGUGGAAAAAUUCUGGAAAGUGGAAGGAUCAGGCAUCCAGGAAGAUAACAAAGCUACAGACUCUGAUAAAAGCAAACGUCAACUAAGAUUUAUGGAAAAAAGCAUUGAGCACGAUGAAGAUCGCUACAAAAUAAAUCAACUUUGGAAAAACGAAAAAAAAAUGCCGAACAAUUAUCUGGUAGCUAGAGCUCAACUGCUAUCGCUACAAAAACGGCUCAGAAAAGACCCUGAAACCAUGCAAGUUUAUGAGAAAUCGCUUACUACUGACCUGGAAAAUAACUACCUCAUGCACGUUACUGUCCAAGACCCACAACCUGAAUUACUUUGGUACCUCCCACAUCACCCUCUAACUAAUCCAAACAAGCCCGGGAAGGUACGCAGAGUGGCCAACGCUGCCUCAACGUACAAAGGCGUCUCGCUGAACUCUUGCCUCGAAGCUGGACCUGACCUCCUGAACAACAUGUUUGGACUUCUACUACGAUUCCGGGAAAAACCUGUGGUUGUAUCGGUGGAUAUUGAAGGUAUGUUUGUGCAAAUAGGUAUUAAAGAUGAAGAUCAAAAUGCGCUUUGCUUCCUUUGGCCUACUAAAAAUGGUAUCAAACAAUACCAAUACACGCGACUUAUCUUUGGUGCAAAAUGCUCACCAUCCAUUGCCAUCUUUGCGCUUCGUCAAACAGCUGCCGAUUACUGCGUAACCAAACCCAUUAUUGCUCAACUUCUCCACAAAAGCUUUUACAUGGACGACUUUGUUCACUCGUUCAACACGACACACGAGGCUAGAGGCUCUGCUACGCAACUAAAAACCUCCCUAAGACAGGGGGGAUUCAACCUAACUAAGUUCGUAUCUAACAGUAAUGACGCGAUCUACUCCAUUGAUGGAGGCGAAGUUUCUACUAAUGCUACAGUGCAUCGUGUCCUGGGGGUCAAAUGGGACACAACUGACGAUACGAUAUUUGUGCAACCAACAACCAAGCUAACUAAUACAACAUCAUCUACACUCUGA
This is a messenger RNA of Symsagittifera roscoffensis, 1659 nucleotides long. RefSeq lists its product as uncharacterized. The record is from RefSeq and is a predicted model, not a curated record. Bases 1 to 1659 code for a protein of 552 amino acids. The transcript has a single exon. NCBI's taxonomy places the organism in Eukaryota, Metazoa, Xenacoelomorpha, Acoela, Convolutidae.